Molecule: messenger RNA, 2321 nt
Organism: Pocillopora verrucosa
Lineage: Eukaryota; Metazoa; Cnidaria; Anthozoa; Scleractinia; Pocilloporidae
Source: RefSeq, a predicted model, not a curated record
UAAUUUAUCCAAGGUGUUUGUUUACAUCAAAUCAAGAUGGCUGAUGAAGUGGUAACCGAAACAGAAACUCCCCUCUCUUCAAAACGCGCUGAACAUCGAAGUUCGGCGUCGUUUCACAGUUCGCCAAUAACUUCCUCGAAUGAAAUUACACGAGUCCCUCUUCAUCGUAUACGAUGCGGGACACUUGACAUAAAAAACGAGGAACGGUGGCUGGAGUACGAACCGCUCUCUAAACAUUUAAGAUUCCUCCACAAAGACCGGAAACACCUGGACCACGAGCACUGCACUCUCCUAGAUUGUCGAAACAUCUCCGCGGCUGAUCUGCGAGUCAGUGCAAAGUUUGGUUACCUCGAUGCAAUGAAGGGAAUUCUUACUGUUGAAUGUCAAAAACUCAUACAAGUCGACAGUCCUCACUGCGAUGCGAGAAUUGCGUCAUGUAGUUACGUUGUGGAGGUGACCUUUCACGUCAACCACACGGGGCAAGUGAGGGAUGUUCUUCGUUCAUUGCGGAACGCAAAGCAACUGGAUUCUUCUUUUGAUGGUGAAACGCCGUCACGGGAAGGAGAAAGUGAAGGAGUGGCCAUGGUUUGCCGCGAGAGGAAGUUGAGGGAAGGUCUUCCUGAUUGGACACCAUAUAUUCCUCAUCGAAUCUACUCACCAGCUGUGCGCGGGUUAAUCGAAUCAGUGAUCACGCUUUAUACAAUUUUUUCCAUCUUGUGGGCGUUGUGGCAACUUCACCGGCAUGUCGACUUCAUACGAGCUCAUGUCCAGCCCAUUAUUGAUGCGUUAAAGUAUCAUGUGCAACUCAUGGACGAAUGUAUUCACUUUUUGAACGGUUUGUUUGAAGAGGUGACGGAACAGUGGCUGGCGUAUGUCAAACCAGGAUAUGUCAUACUCUCUUCCUUCGCGUCACCCCUGAUUGCUGUUGGACACGAAAUAUGGUUUGCAGUUGUAAGCUUUUCAACUGCUCUUGCAGUGAUCUUUCGACCCUUGUAUCUCUUGUUUGAGCCGCUUUUCAAACUAAUCAACAUGGUGUUUAUAAAGACUCCUUAUGCUGUCUUCCAGCCAUUUUUUUCUUUUACAUCAAAAUGCUGGUCAUUGUUUUACAACACUGUGUUUUGUCGUCUAGUUUUAACACAGAUAUCUAACAUUAAACAAGUGUUCAGUUGGUUGGUGGAAAUCCUUGAAAAGAGCAUGAAACUCGAUCCUUUCAAAGCGCAGCUAGUAUUAAUGAGAUCCACCGUCAUAAACAGCGGUAAAGCUCUGAGCCUUGGUCUGGUGUAUUUAUUCAAAGGCAUUGAACGCAGAGUUUGGUUGAUGAUUGCAAGGCCUGCUGAGGACAAGGAUGAGUAAUAAGGGGGUGGCAGUCUGUAGAACACCAUUAUUUACAGGUCUAACAUUGAAUUCCAAUAUAUAUGAAAUUAAAUUGAUGAUAUAUUUACCACUGAUGCUGAUAUCAAUUACUGAAUUACUCAAAAAAUUGUUGUGUUGCAUCUCUCAUCAUUUGAGAAUUGUUAAUUGGUUUGAGAAAAUCAAUUUAUCCAAAUACAGUGGGAGUUGAAAUUAAUAGCUAGUAUAUGACAAAUGUUAACAUUUAUCCUAGAUGAUCAAAGUUUAUAUAUUGUUUACUCUAAAGAAAAUCUUGAGAGAAUUUCAUAAGUAUACCUAGAUUUCAAGAAAAGUUCAGAUGAAAAUGAAUCUCUUCUGUGAUAGAACUUUUAGCAAAUAGUAACUAUCAGUUCAAACACAAACACUGUAUAAAUGUGAUUUAAAGUGAAAAAUUCCCUCGACAUAGCACUAGUAGGGAGAUCUCAGGCUAAAUUUAUAGAUGUUAGAUCAGAACUGACCUAAAUAUAUAUUAUGAUUAUGAAUGUCUGUACAAACAUGUAAAAAAAUAGUCACUUCCUCCAGUGGCACUAGUGUCUGCAUUAUCUACAUGGUAAAAGUAGUUAUGCUGAAAAGUCACAAUACUAUCUAAGACAUUAUUAUAGAUAAUCUAUAUGUUAUUGAUAAUUUAUACUAUGAUACCCAAUGGAAUCCAUUUCUGUUAUAUUUAUAUGGUUCUUUAAAUGGUCUGAAAUGACCCUCCAUUAAUUCAAAAUGGCCCAUCUAAUGUCCUGCAUGGUAACUGGAGAAAAAAAAACAUUUGGAUGUUGAUAUUUAUUACACACAUGCAUGGUACUAUUUAUUUCAUGAAAUUGUCAGGAAACCAUUUUAAAAUUUAUUAAACAAAAUUUUAAAAUGUUGUAGAGGUCUUAUUACAAUUCUCAUAAUAUUUUCAAAUUAAGCAAUGAUAUUUGUUGGUGGAAGCUUGUGUUGAA